Penaeus vannamei (Pacific white shrimp) is the source of this 1974-nucleotide messenger RNA. NCBI's taxonomy places the organism in Eukaryota, Metazoa, Arthropoda, Malacostraca, Decapoda, Penaeidae. The record is from RefSeq and is a predicted model, not a curated record.
CUUCUCUGGCUUAGGAUGAGACGUCAAGGCCUGCUAGCGUUGCUCCUCAUCGUGUUCCGUGGCUUCGCCGCCGAAGAGCCGCAGCUGCCCUGCGUUCCGCGCGACUUCGGUUUCGGUUCCGUGGUGUGCGUGUGCAACGCCUCCUACUGCGACACGCUCCCGACCCCCGUCCUGCCCUCCGCCGGGAGGGCGCUUGUCUUCACGUCGGACAUCGAGGGCGCCAGGUUCCUGCGGACGCAGCUCUCCUUCUCGGACAAUCAGAAUGGCACGGGAGCCGACGUCGCCCGCUUCGCGCUGGAGUCGACGGCCUUCCAGACGGUGGUCGGCUGGGGAGGAGCCUUCACGGACGCCGCCGCCAAGAACAUCCUCGACCUGUCGCCGGACGCUCAGGACCGACUCCUCAGCUCCUACUUCUCGCCCUCGGGUCUCGAGUACAACAUCGGGCGCGUGAACAUGGGCGGCUGCGACUUCUCGUGGCGCACGUACACCUACGCCGACGCGGAGGGGGACGUGGAGCUCAGCACCUUCGCCCUCCAGCCGGAGGACACGGACUACAAGAUCCCGGUGAUCAAGCGGGCGGAGGCGCUGGCCGGGCGGCCGCUGAAGCUAUUUGCGUCGCCGUGGACGGCGCCCAAGUGGAUGAAGACCAACAACGACUACGUGGGCUACGGCCAGCUGCGAACCGACAUGUACCAGCCCUGGGCCGACUACUUCGUCAGGUUCCUGGACGAAUACGCGGCCCAAGGAAUCACGUACUGGGGCCUGACGACGCAGAACCAGCCAUAUGACGGGUAUCUGCCAGACUUCAGCUUCAACUGCAUGGGCUGGACGGCAGAGGAGCAGCGCAAGUGGGUGGCGGAGAACCUCGGGCCGACGCUGCUGCAACAUGGCUAUGAGGGCGUCAAGCUCAUGAUUCUCGACGACCAGAGAUACCAGUUACCAGAGUGGGCUGAGAGUGUUCUGAACGACCCCGUGGCAGCCCAGUACGUGGAUGGGAUCGCCGUGCACUGGUACACGGACCAGUACGUCGGGCCAGAGCGUCUGACGCAGACACACGACCUCUUUCCCGACGUCUUCAUCCUCGGCACCGAGGCCUGUGAGGGAUCUUUUCCAUUUGCGGUGGACGUCGCCCUUGGCAAGUGGGAGCGGUUGGAGAGCUACGCCCGUUACAUAAUUGAGGACAUGAACCACUGGGUCACGGGUUGGAUGGACUGGAAUCUGGCGCUGGACAUGCAAGGGGGUCCCAACUGGGCAGAGAAUUUCGUCGACGCUCCCAUCAUUGUGAAUAAGGAAGCAGACGAGUUCUACAAGAACCCGAUGUUCUACGCGAUGGGCCACUUCUCCAAGUUCGUGAAGGAGGGGGCGACGAAGCUGGGCCUCGCCUCCGAAAACCAGAAGAAGCUGGACGCCACCGCCUUCAGGAACCCCGACGGCUCCACAGCUGUCGUUAUCCUCAACAGAUCUAUAAAAACUGUGGAAACAGUUUUGGAGACUGAAGAUCGUGGAUCACUAAGGCUCAGUGUGGGACCCAGAUCACUGCAAACCAUCGUCUUUGUGUGACCUAAUCGAGGUCAUAUAAAUGGUCAACCUAUCGUGGAAACUAAUAUAUGUUGAUGGGUUAUUUAUAUAUCAGCCCAUUAAAGGAAAAAAGGUUAUUUGUGGAAACCGAUGCAGAAUUGCCAUGUCAGCCUUUUAUAUAUUGCAUUUCCCUAUGUAGUGUAAAAUACAAUUAUGUAAGUUAAAGCACCACUAUAUUCUGCAUUAUCUGUGAUGUAAAAUUGGAAUUCUAUACUCGUUUAGCCAUAUGGUGUGAAUAACAAAGACUCAAUCCUGUAUGAUAGUAUAUUCUGUACACUAAUUUUGUUCAAGAUCUACAAUAAAAGUAGUCGAAUGUUGCAUGUUGCCAUAUGCUGUUGCAGUAAAACAUUACCACGGCUAUAGGGGGACUUCUGUUGGCUACUCGGAGCAUCACAA